Molecule: messenger RNA, 2113 nt
Organism: Phycodurus eques (leafy seadragon)
Lineage: Eukaryota; Metazoa; Chordata; Actinopteri; Syngnathiformes; Syngnathidae
Product: succinate receptor 1-like
Exons: 2
Coding region: 75-1028 (317 amino acids)
Biological process (GO): G protein-coupled receptor signaling pathway
Cellular component (GO): plasma membrane
Molecular function (GO): G protein-coupled receptor activity
Source: RefSeq, a predicted model, not a curated record
GUUAGUAGGUUGCACACUGCACUUCUUUGGGCACAACCUAUUCAAGCUUUAAGCAACUCAAGCUGGACGACGGAAUGGUGUUGAAUUGUACAGAGAUAGAUGGUAUACUGGCAAAGUUCUACCUGUCACCAUCUUACGGGCUCGAGUUCUGCAUCGGUUUCCCUGGGAACCUUAUGGUCGUAUUUGGCUACCUAUUUUGUCUACCCAAGUGGCAGAGCUGCAAUGUUUAUCUUUUCAACCUGGCAAUCUCUGACCUCAUCUUCCUCUGCACGCUGCCACGCCUCUCCUACCUCUAUGCCAACCACCAGAGGGAGACCAGCUACUAUGCUUGCAUCAUCAACCGCUACGUGCUGCAUGUCAAUCUCUACUCAUCCAUUUUGUUUAUGGUCUGGCUGAGCAUGGAUCGCUAUUUGCUCGUGCGGCACCCGGCGCGGAACCACUUCCUGCUGAAGCCGCGGGCGGCGCUGGUGGUGACCGGGUUGAGCUGGCUUGGCGUCAAUGUGGAAGUGAUCCCCAUGAUAGCGCUGAUGCUUCAAGACUUGCGGAGUGGAAACUGGAGUCGCUGCAAUGACUUUGCCAGCCUCCAGGGUGAUGUCAGUGCUUUGGGCUACAGCAUGGGGCUCACCUUAACAGGCUACAUUCUACCUCUGCUCGGACUCUGUGGUUUCUCCCACCGGAUUGCACAGCUACUGCAGACACAGGAAAUGGCUUUUCAUCGCAGCACAACACAGUACAAGCGAGCUCUCAGGGUGAUGGCUUUGGCAUCUGCCAUGUUUCUGGUUCUGUACACGCCAUACCACGUGAUGAGAAAUGUCAGGAUUGCAUCCCGGCAGGCUUGGGCAGGGGUGCAGUUGUGUACAAGGAUGUACAUCGAGGGCCUCUACAUCUUGACUCGACCGUUGGCCUUCUUGCACAGCGUUAUCAACCCAGUCUUUUACUUCCUCAUGGGGGACAAGUUCAGAAAGUUCCUACUCGCAAAGUGUAGAAAGCUAGCCAGAAAAACAACGCAGCCGAGAGAACCGGUGUGAACAACUGAACACAAUGCACAUAGCACGUAUUCUAUUUGCUAAUUUACUGUGCACUUGACCUACAUACGCCUCUAAAGUGGCACCAAACAGUUGAAACUGCUACACUGCAUGAUGUCAGGCAAGACGUGAGCAUAUCACACGAGACCUAAGCAAAUCUAAGCGACUAAGGGUUAAUUAUUAAUUUUUGUCGGUUUUUACAUUUUCCAAAACAUUGCAGAAGAUGGCAUGACGUCAUUGCACAAGACCUCAGCGUUCCUCAUGUGAGCUCCAUUCAGCAGUGAUUCAUAACUAGAACUGCCUGAGUGUUCAGCUGGUUGUGUGCGCAAAAAUGCCAAAAGAAGGCACAUCCUCACAAAUGGCUGUUAAGAAUGUAAACAAAGAAAAAUAUACACAAGUUAUGGAAAAUAAGCAGACGCACAUUCAAAGCCAUACGACACCACUAUCACAUAUGUGCAGGUGGAGGGUUUUGCUGUUUUUACAUGUUAACAGUGAUUGACUUCAUUAUGACCUUCCGAUAAUGUUCAGACUUUUUGUGAAAUAUUGCUUUAAAGGUAAUAAGAUGGUGACCGUUUUAUUCUGUAAUAGAUCAGUUCAAUUUUCCUUAUUUUCUCAUGGAAAAAAAGUAUUCUAAAUCCGAACAAAAGUGGAGAGUUUUGGUGAAUCAUGGAAAAUCCACUUGUAAUUUAGGCCUAUGGCAAUAUGGCAGGUGUUUCCUAACCUUAAUUUAGCCUAGCCACAUAUAUGCCAUGAGAAAAAUAUCAAAGCACGCCAUGAAACAAAAAUUUAACGAAAGCACAUAUCCUGAAAUAAUGAUGAUCUCGGCUCAAUUUACUCACUCGUGAAAUUGUAGUCUCUUUAUUUCAAUACAAAGCUGAUAUACUGGCAGGAAGCCAUGACUUAUUCUGUUGUACGUGUAUGAAUGGAAACAGGACAGUGGUUAAAAACCACAGCACUGGAAGUUCAGCACCACUGCACACUACAAACACAAUAGCAAUGCUCUAAAGGUGGCUCUCAAACUUUUUAUUUCAAGUACCACCUAAAAAAAAUAUUAAGCGCACCUAAUAACACUAUCAUCACAAACAUUA